Molecule: messenger RNA, 1971 nt
Organism: Hippopotamus amphibius kiboko
Lineage: Eukaryota; Metazoa; Chordata; Mammalia; Artiodactyla; Hippopotamidae
Gene: CLK3
Product: CDC like kinase 3
Exons: 11
Coding region: 145-1833 (562 amino acids)
Biological process (GO): protein phosphorylation
Molecular function (GO): ATP binding; protein kinase activity
Source: RefSeq, a predicted model, not a curated record
GCCUCCGAGCCGGGUCGAACCCCGGCAGGCGACGGCUGCGUCACGCGAGGGGCGGGGCUGCCACGGGCGGAGGCCGGAGCCGGAAGCGGAAGAGGCGCUCGGAGCGGGGAGUGGGGCCUAGCCGCAGCCGGAGCCUGGGAGACGAUGCAUCACUGUAAGCGAUACCGCUCCCCUGAGCCAGACCCAUACCUGAGCUACCGAUGGAAGAGGAGGAGGUCUUACAGUCGGGAGCAUGAAGGGAGACUGCGAUACCCGUCUCGAAGGGAGCCUCCGCCCCGGAGAUCUCGGUCUAGAAGCCAUGACCGCCUGCCCUACCAGAGGAGAUACCGGGAGCACCAUGACAGCGACACAUACCGGUGUGAAGAGCGGAGCCCGUCCUUUGGAGAGGACUACUAUGGGUCUUCCCGUUGCCAUCAUCGUCGGCGCUCACGGGAGAGGGAGCCGUACCGGACCCGCAAGCAUGCCCACCACUGCCACAAACGCCGCACCAGGUCUUGUAGCAGCGCCUCCUCGAGAAGCCAACAGAGCAGUAAGCGCAGCAGCCGGAGUGUGGAAGAUGACAAGGAGGGCCACCUGGUGUGCCGGAUCGGCGAUUGGCUCCAAGAGCGAUAUGAGAUCGUGGGGAACCUGGGUGAAGGCACCUUUGGCAAGGUGGUGGAGUGCGUGGACCAUGCCAGAGGGAAGUCUCAGGUUGCCCUGAAGAUCAUCCGCAACGUGGGCAAGUAUCGGGAGGCCGCCCGGCUAGAAAUCAACGUUCUCAAAAAAAUCAAGGAGAAGGACAAAGAGAACAAGUUCCUCUGCGUCUUGAUGUCUGACUGGUUCAACUUCCACGGUCACAUGUGCAUCGCCUUCGAGCUCCUGGGCAAGAACACCUUUGAGUUCCUAAAGGAGAAUAACUUCCAGCCUUACCCUCUACCACAUGUCCGGCACAUGGCCUACCAGCUCUGCCACGCCCUUAGAUUUCUACAUGAGAACCAACUGACCCACACAGACUUGAAGCCAGAGAACAUCCUGUUUGUGAAUUCUGAGUUUGAAACUCUCUACAAUGAGCACAAGGUAUUGGUGGGGGAAAGAUCGAGGCCCUGCUCCAGGGGUGGGUCACCCACCAGGACAGACGUGAUCUGGCUCACCCCCCUCGCCCUUCAGAGCUGUGAGGAGAAGGCGGUGAAGAACACCAGCAUCCGAGUGGCUGACUUCGGCAGCGCCACCUUCGACCACGAGCACCACACGACCAUCGUGGCCACCCGGCACUACCGCCCCCCCGAGGUGAUCCUUGAGCUGGGCUGGGCACAGCCCUGCGACGUCUGGAGCAUUGGCUGCAUUCUCUUUGAGUACUACCGGGGCUUCACACUCUUCCAGACCCACGAAAACCGAGAGCAUUUGGUGAUGAUGGAGAAGAUCCUAGGGCCCAUCCCACCACACAUGAUCCACCGCACCAGGAAGCAGAAAUAUUUCUACAAAGGGGGCCUGGUUUGGGAUGAGAACAGCUCUGACGGCCGGUAUGUGAAGGAGAACUGCAAACCUCUGAAGGUCAGUUUCUGGCUUCCCCCAACUCAACUCAUGCCAAGGAGACCCCAGGCACUGGGCAGACAUACAGCAGAGACAGGCCAGGCAGCUAAAGGCUGCCUCCUCAUUCCGGCUCCGUGGGGGGCUGUGCCCAAGGCUUCUGGGUGCUGGCAGCGGGGCUUCUUGCGUAGUGCCCCAGAGGGGCCCUUAGCUGUACCCCUUCCCCGCAGGGUGGCUGUGAAUGUAAUUGGGGAACACCAGAAGAGCCAGAUGUCAGAGACCCUGCUACUUCCUGCCCCCUCUCCUCUCAAUUUUGGGAAGAACUAGACAGGACCGAGGUGAGGGGGGAGGGACGACCUAGACAUGGCCCGGACGCCUCUGUCAACUGCAUUUGGUGCUUGGACGAGUGAAUUUCACAGAGGUGAUUUCUACCUACCUGUCAGAACUUUGCAAGUGGGGGCAGAG